Messenger RNA from Colletotrichum karsti, 651 nucleotides. RefSeq names its product chaperone protein. Bases 1 to 651 code for a protein of 216 amino acids. Lineage: Eukaryota; Fungi; Ascomycota; Sordariomycetes; Glomerellales; Glomerellaceae. The record is from RefSeq and is a predicted model, not a curated record. The transcript has a single exon.
AUGUCCGUCGAUAAUCCCAAGCUUCCAAGUCUCCCCCCACCCGGCCCCUCUGUAGAGUCGGAGGAUGAUUCGGACAAUCCCACCCGUCGGGCUAAAAAGCCUCUCCCAGAACCAGCCAAUCAAACAAUCGCUGUAUCUACCGGUCAGGCCCAUUCCAACAUAGAGCCAUCUUCAACGGAGCCAAAGGCCCAAGCCGUUACCUCAAGCCAUGUAGAGGUCCCCGCUGCUCCACCAACGGCUACUUCCAGAGACCAGUACCUGCCUCCUGAGGAAGAACCCGAUGAGCCCGAGCGCCAAGUCAAGUCCAGUCGGUCAGCGAUCACGGUUGAAUUCACAGAUCCGUCCAUCAGGAAAGUCCUUGAUGCAGAGGCUGUGAAUUUUGUCAACUUCCUGAAGAAGCGCCUUGCCGAUAUGAAAGGCGAUGAUUAUACAGCCAAGAAGGAUGCAAUGGCAAAGAACUAUGAGCUUAACUUUGCGCGUGAACUGGCUACAAAAGUUAAAAAGUCUGAGGCUGUUUCCGAGCUGGAUGGCCGCGCCACAGACAUUGAUUUGUUCAUUUUGGACAAAAAAGAGGACCUCUUCAACGUCAUCUUUAAUGCUGCUGUGAAUUGCCUUAAAGAGGAAGAGACGUCUAGAUCCAAUGCGUCCUAG